This is a messenger RNA of Dermacentor silvarum, 4677 nucleotides long. RefSeq lists its product as uncharacterized. Gene Ontology annotation, molecular function: metalloendopeptidase activity. Gene Ontology annotation, cellular component: plasma membrane. Bases 1 to 4677 code for a protein of 1558 amino acids. The record is from RefSeq and is a predicted model, not a curated record. NCBI's taxonomy places the organism in Eukaryota, Metazoa, Arthropoda, Arachnida, Ixodida, Ixodidae. Gene Ontology annotation, biological process: protein processing. The transcript has 12 exons.
AUGGCCGAAAGUCCAGCGGGUCAUGCGCCUGUGACGCGCAGCUCACCAAGCUCCGACUCCGCCCUGCAAACCAGCAGCACGUCCAUGUCGCGGGGAGCCGCAGGUCUCGUUGCUUCGACCAGCGACAUCGACAGGGUGCGCGAAGUCAUAGGCGCACGUCGCACAGGCAACGUCAUGACGCUUCUGCCCAUCUGCGCAAUUCCACCAGCCUCAAAGUCGGAUUCGCAGACCAGCGCCAAGUCUUGGCCCGGGGCGAACGUCAACACGCUGCGCAAUGUUGCCAGAGACAAGGACACCGGUCAGCGGCAUCAGAGGCCUAACAACGCGACCUGGGUGGAAAUGAACAAAAAAUAUGAAGAACGAAAGGAAGAAGACCGGAACACGCGCAUGCGACAGAAGGCCUUCACGUUUAUGUUCUCUGUCCUCGUUGUCCUUCCAGUCGUCGUAGGCAUUGUGGGCCUGCUGCUGAUUCGGGCGCUGCCAGUACGCGCGGAACGCUACGGCGAGCCCUCCGCGGGCGCAUUCACCGACCUCAGCCAACUCUGCACUGGCCUGGCAACAAACGACUCGUGCCUCGUAGCGAUCCGGGAGCUCCAAAGAGCCGUCGACCUGGAUGCCGACCCCUGCCGCGACUUCCACCAGUUCGCAUGCGGUCACUGGCGACCAUUGCUAGGAGGCGGCAGCAGCUACAUCUCGCAAACGACGAAGCUGUUUAACGCCCUCGUCCACGACAAGCUCUUGAACGUGUCGUUCGACAUCCGCGAAGGCAAACCAGCGCCGUACGGCCUUUCGGUUCACCAGAUGGCACUGUUCCAUGCCAGCUGCUACGAGAUGUUCACGGGCCGCAACUCCGGGGGAAACAUCAAUGAGGUCAUGGAAGCCCUGGGCAUCGAGCAAAUGACGUGGAUCGCAGUGGCGUCAGCUGAGAGGCUUGUUGAGCUUGCCGUGAGCACGAGCCUGAGGACGGGACUCUCGGCGUUCGUCAACGUCAGGCUCUUGAAGGGUGAACUGCACCUUGAAGUGGGCUCGUCGCUCGUGAAGGCCUUCGUUUACAAGCCAGGCGUGAGGCAGUAUCUCGUUGAUGCGGUCAUUGAUCUCGGCGUGAACAUCAGUGACCCCGUAGAAAAAACGCUAGACCUGGAUUACAAAGUCGACGGCCUAGUGCUUUCUUAUAGCGAAAGCCACGCGUUUCGAACGUUCACCGUUCAGGAAUUAGUCGACUUACUCCCGCAAAUCAACUGGAACAACGCUUUCAACACGGACCGGCCGACGGCACUGGAAAGGGUGACGAAUGGAACCAAUAUUUCCCUGCGUGGCGUUACCUUCGUCAAGGACGUCUUACAGAUCUUCUAUGGCGAACAGCUUCCAGUGAUCGGAUUGUAUGGCCUGUUAAGUGCGCUGUCAACGGUAAUGAAAUUUACGUACUAUGCCCGCCACGUGAGCUUCGACGAACCGUUCGUUGGAGUCAAGUGGUGUCUUCUUCUUACGGCCUGGCACUUUACCAAGCUCUUCCCAGCCUGGGUGGGCACCAACUUCUUACAAAGCAACUCGACGGAAAGGUUCACGAAAGCGUUCAACGAAGCCAUGGCGGUUGUACUGAGGGACAACGUCGUCAACUUCGGCGUCUACCUCGAGACGACGCUUCUUAGCCGUACAUGGCUUAAUAUCAUCGGGGAGCCCUGCAACGUCCUUACCACGCCUACGGAGCCGUUUCCGGUGACGAUGAACGAGACGUUCCUGCCCAACCUGGCGGCCGUGAUAGCCGCCCAGGUCGGCAGCGCCGAUAGAGAAGCCCUCUUCGUCGAGAGCCAUGCCUUGGUCAUGGGCCAACUCGGUUAUGGCCAGAGACGCCAUGAAAAGUUCGCCAUCCCGCCUGCCUUGGUCGCCUCGAGAGGCUUCCUGUCGCUUCAGGUCCCCGAGGCUAACGUCGGCAUGUUCGCGCUUCGCUAUCUGGUCCUGCGGGCCAUCUACGAGAGGGCGGCCGCGUACCAAGGCAGUGCGGCCCCGGUAGCUUCGAGAACCGCCAUCGGAGGUUCAAGCAUGGCCGCGUACGUGCAGUCCUGCUUUGGCCAGUCGUUCAGGAAAAGCCUCAACAAGAGCCUCGGCGAAGAUGCAAUCAAGUCUUUGAUGGGAGGUCGCUGGGCAGUGGCCACGGCCAUGGCAAUGGCUGAUAAGGACCCUGUGACGUCCUGGCGCCUGGACACUCGCGCCCGUCGAAGGCUACUAUACCUGGUGAUCUGCGCCACCGGAUGCGGAGACCCACGCGACGCCGACCAUUGCCGGGACAUGUCCCGCACCAUGCCGGACUUUAUCCACGCGUACGGCUGUACCGAGGGCGCGGACUACAAGUGCAACUGCAGCGCCGUGAACAACUGCGAGACGCACUUGCCCUCCGUAACGGACGAGGGGUAUAAUGUCGCACAUGAUGCUGAGACCUCGACUGUGCCUACGGGCCUGCUGGAAUCGCCGUGCCUGCUAGCAGAAGUGCAGGAGAUAAGCGCUCUCCGGGACCUCAGCACUCAAGCGGAGAACCAGCUGCCAGAAGAUAGUGCCGCUCCAAACGAAGAGAGGAGGGUGCUGUCCGAGGAACAACCUCAAUACUCUUCUGUUGCACCCGAAUACAACGCCGAGAUGACUCCCUUCCAGCGCAAGGUGGUUCACAUGACCCUGUGCUUCAGCGCGAGCGUCAUCGGCUUCGCAGUCUUGAGCAUCGUGGCCUUGGCGCUGGGAUGCAAGUCGCAGCAGUGCUUGGACGCGACCGGUUACCUGCAUUCAGUGGUCGAAGAAGAUCUGCACCCAUGCGUGGACAUGUACAGUCACGUGUGUAACCGGUGGACAAGCCGACGGCGAGGCGUGGGCUUUGUGUCAGACGCCCUGAACCUCUUCCUGCAGCGCUUCAGACGCCGGCUUCAAAGCUCGUUCGACGAUGUCUUGGGAGACCGGAUGGCUCCAGUUAUUCGGAUCGGCAAGCGUUUGCUCGAUGACUGUACCGCGUACAUGAACGCGACGGGCUCCAGCCUUCAGCACGACGUCGAGUCCGUACUGGAACACGUGAACGUGACAGACCUCUUGGAAAGCGAUUCGUUCCGCGCAGCUUUCGUGCGAGCGAUAAACAUCUCGUUCGCAACGGGUCUCCACAGUGCCGUGGUUGUCUCACGAACAAAGAAUGAUUUGAGCACGUUUAUCCAUCUCACCAACGCGCCUUCGAUACGCCGAGUACUGCGAGCGGCACCCACGGACGACGAUGUCGAGGCCUACGUCGCAGACGUCAUACGCCACUUGACCGUGACCUCCGAUGCCGUGGCCAUUGCUCGCGAAGUGUUCGACGUGGACAGCGAGGUAGAGAUUUUCGCCGAAGACGACGUGAAAAGCGUAUGGCUUACCACUGGUGAACUAAAGAAGGAUGCCAGCUUUGCGCCGGGCCUCUGGAAGCAGGCGUUUGGUUUGUUCACUGACCAGGGGCUAACGGUAACCGGCGACGACAUCUUACUCUUCACCGGAUACGAGCAGACCCGGAAAGUCUGCCAACACCUGGCCGAGGCUCAGCUCCGAUCGACCGUGUGGUACCUCAUAAUUACCAUUCUCGCUCAGGCUCUUCGCUAUGACUUCGCGAGGCGCUUCCACUCGACCCCUGGCCAGGACACCGGACAUGUCUGCUUCGACGCCGUCAACGCAGCCUUACAUCUGCACUGGCACUUCGUGUUGCGGGGCAUCGCUGUGACCCACCCGGCAGCGGGAAUCGGCCAGCUCAACUCUAUGUUUCUCAACGUCCAGCGAAUUACCAUACCCGACUGGCUCGACGAAGAGACGGCAGCUCUGGCGCGCAACAGGGUCAACAUGAUCUCCUUAGAGACACUGGCGCCAUCUGCCGGUGAUAGUGGCGUGAAGAACGCGAACACUACUUACCUCCAGGGGGAGCCACAACAGUUUUCGGCGGCAAAAUCGAAGCGAAGUUUUCCCGGAAGUUACGUCGCGUUCCGCGCGCUUUCCCAGAGAGAGGGCGUCCUGCAUAAUCCACCGCACUGGGUAAACGCACGCAUGGCGUCGCUGUGGGCUCACCCGUGGCCCGUGUACGAUGUCCUCUACGACAAGAUCUUCCUGCCGGCAGGAUACCUCGACAGUCCCGUGUUCUACAACGAACACGCGGCGUCGCCAUUUCUCUACGGCACAGUUGGGGCUGCGAUGGCUAAGGCAUUGGCCGACGUCGUUGGUCCUUACGCCAGAUGGAACGCCACUUCGCCGCACCGGUCACAUGACUCGUGGUGGACCACCCCGAAGCUCUUCGACGCCCAACUUCGGCUGGGAUGUCUGCGCACGCGCGCCGACGAAGACGUGCUUCGGCACCCGAACCGGAACCCCCACCCGAAGACGUCAGAGGCCUUCAAGAGCAGCGCGUUCGCCUGGAUUCGCGCCGCCAGGGUCGCGCACGAUGCGAUGAGGGCCGCCAUCUACAGCGACCGCGAUAAAGAUUCCACGCACGACCGAUACUGGCCGGAGGUGCAGAGGCAGUUCUUCGCUCGCUUCUGCCUGAUGGCUUGCGGAACCGAGAGGCAGGAUGCCUUGAAGCCCCGAGAGCGCUGCACCUGGCCGCUCCUCGGUAUGCCCGAGUUUGCGACGGCGUUUGACUGCCGAAACGCGUCUUACAAAGAAUUGCGAGAGUCGUGCGCUCCUUUCUGA